AAAGCUCCAUAUACGACAAUCAACAUAGCACCACUGCACUUCACACGAUCAUGGCACGUCAUCAGCUCCUGAGUUCGCUGUUCCUUCUGCUGGCCAUCUGGGCCGUAAGCUCCACCGCGGAGGCUCCUAUUCGUCGGAACCUGAGAUUCGGACGCCUGCGCCAGGUGGCAUUUGCCCGUCAACAGGUGGCGCCCACUCCGUAUCCCUCGGCCGCAGAACUGAAGCCCUCGGCUUUGGAGCCAGCUCUGACCUACGGACCUCCAGAGGGCGUGGAUGCUCUGCCAGCGGAGCAGGAACCACCAGUUGAUAACUUUGAGCCCAAUCCCGAGACCGAGGAGGUGGAGACCGAGGAGAGCUCCCUGGAGGUGACCACCCCCUCUGCUGCCCCCGCCCGCCUUCGCAGCCGCCAAAAGUUGGCCAAGUUGCAGUUGGCUAAGACUAAGCGCCAGCGCACUGCUCGCCUGGAGGAACUGCCCGCGGAAGAGGCCAUCGCUCCCAUAGCUCCAGUGGCUGCCGAUGCUCCUGUUCCAGCUGCUGUCCCAGUGGCCACGCCCCAGUACUACUAUGUGGGCGCCCAGCAACCCUACUAUCUUGCCUACACCGCUGCUCCCCAACAACUGGGCUGGUAAACUCUAGCCAAAUAUUGCAAUUGUUAUUCAAAUGGUUUAGGAAUUCUGUAAAAAUAUAAUUUGUUUUUGAUUGAAAA
Molecule: messenger RNA, 706 nt
Organism: Drosophila ananassae
Lineage: Eukaryota; Metazoa; Arthropoda; Insecta; Diptera; Drosophilidae
Product: translation initiation factor IF-2
Exons: 1
Coding region: 51-629 (192 amino acids)
Source: RefSeq, a predicted model, not a curated record